Paramormyrops kingsleyae is the source of this 2307-nucleotide messenger RNA. It is a transcript of the gene casp10, whose product is annotated as caspase 10, apoptosis-related cysteine peptidase. Gene Ontology annotation, biological process: regulation of apoptotic process; proteolysis. The record is from RefSeq and is a predicted model, not a curated record. Gene Ontology annotation, molecular function: cysteine-type endopeptidase activity; protein binding. Lineage: Eukaryota; Metazoa; Chordata; Actinopteri; Osteoglossiformes; Mormyridae.
GUAGUAGUGUGGUGGUGGUGGCAGCGAUGUUUUUCUUUGUGUUUUUUUCCGUUUUUUAGUUAUGGUCAGUCCCGUUGUCACUUUUGGGGUUUUGGGGUUUAUUGGAAUAGCCUACUUUAUGUUUCUUUAAGUUAGAAACUUCCAAUUAAUUGUUUUCGCUUUACUUCUUAAGUCUUCACUGAGUGGAUACUUAGGCCUAAUACAUUUUUUAAAAUGGUUUGAAAGUUAGUGCAUUACAUAAUUAUAGGGUAAUUAGGCUAUUCUCAGGCUGUUGUUAUUAAAAUGAAAAACUUCUGUAAUAGUCGUUGUCGAUAAAAUUUCUCAUUCAGUAAAAAAAUCUUCCCGUGUGAAAUACGUUUUCCACUCCUGCCGAAGAAGCCAAGUUGUCCUGUAGUAGUAUUUUCGGAUAAAAUUAGAUUUAAAGAGAAAAAAACAACAGUGGGUCUAACGAGACUUACGGUCGAACGGUCAUUUCAGCAUCGCGAUGCGAAAUUAAAGCUGAUGGAUUUGACGGUUUUUGUGAAUCGAAUUUAUUCCAAGGCGAAUUUCAAUCAACUUUCAAAUGUCAAAACAGGUUUACACGGACAGAUGAUGGAGUUUCAGUUUGUUCUGCUCGGGGUGGAGCAGGCUCUUGACACGAAGGACGUGGAGGCCCUAGCAUUCCUGUGCAGUGACCUGCUCCGCAGGGACCUGCGCGGAGUUACCGCGGCCUGCGAGCUCUUCUCCAUGCUGCAGAAGGAAGACCUCCUGUCCGCAGAGGAUCCUUCUCUUUUGACAGAGCUGCUUACCAUUUGCGGACAUAUCAAAUUAAUCCGUGAACAUCGACUGCCUCCUGCCUCCAGUAAUGUAACCUCCUACAGAAAGAUGCUGUUUGAACUAUCAGAAGAAAUCACACAGGAGGACCUUAAGAGCAUCAAGUUUCUGCUGCAAAAAAACCUUCCUCGGAGUAGACUGGAUGAAACCACUACGAUGUUUAAACUGCUGCUGGAGAUGGAGAAGGCAGACGAGCUUAGCCAUAGCAACUUGGAAACACUGGAGAAAGUUGUCGGGAAGAUUAAUCCCAAACUGAAAAGCAAAAUAAGCCAUUAUAUGAAGACUCAGGGUACCCAUUCUCAGGAGACUGGUGAGAGCAGGACAGAGAGUGUGAAGCUGUCUAUGCCUGAGCAGAGUUUGCCUACUGAACAGAGUCCUCUUGUCUCUCACAUCAGCCAUACUCCAGCAGUCAUGCAGGAGCUCAUAUGUGGCCCAGUGGAGACUGAAUUCAGAUCGUUAUCCUUCAGCUUAUCUCAGGCAUCCAGCUGUUGCAACCGCCAAAGUAACUCCAAUGAUGGUGGACCUGCGGAAACACUAAGCAGUACAAACCCGCUUCGCGCGGAGGCAUCUGACUCUACAGUAGACCAUAAGCCAGAAGCCCUAGACACACCCUUGGAUGACCAGGCCUUGGGUGUAUAUGAGAUGAAGGGAGAGAAAAGGGGAUUCUGUUUAAUCAUAAACAACUAUGACUUCUCAAACUCACAACCAAGUCUAAACAUUAGGGAAGGAACACACAAAGAUGCGAAGAACCUGGAGGAUGUGUUUCGUUGGCUUGGAUUUGAAACAUCGGUUGAGCAUGACUGCAGCCACGAAAAGAUCCUGUCCCUGCUGCAGAGCCUGAGAGACAAAGACCACACCCUCAUGGAUGUUCUGGUGUGCUGUGUGCUCAGCCACGGCCAGCUGGGGGCCGUCUACGGGGUGGACGGGAGAGUGGUACCGCUCAAGGAUCUGACAGAGCCUUUCUCAGGCAGCCGGUGCCCUACGCUAAGGGACAAGCCCAAGUUAUUCUUUGUGCAGGCAUGUCAAGAUAAGCCGAGGCAGACGUGUGCAUCUGUCCAGGCCGACGGAGACGUUGACAGUGACGCCAGAGUGCCCAAGGACUCCCUCCAUGAUGCGGCAGACAUCCUGUUAGGCAUGUCCUCUGUGCCCUACUCCCUUUCGUACAGAGACGGGAAACAGGGAACCUGGUAUAUCCAGUCUCUUUGCCGAAAUCUGCUGCAGCUGGUACCCAGAGAGGCAGACCUGCUCUCCAUCCUGACAGAGGUCAACAACGACGUCAGCAAAAUGUCCGAUCAGACAGGCACCAAAAGGCAGAUACCCCAGCCCGCAUUUUCACUACGUAAGAAGGUUGUCUUCCCUGUACCAAAGGCACCAGCCCCUUCGCUGAGCAAGUGAAGAGUCCGACAUUAAAUCAGCGUAUCUCAAGAAUACAGCAACGCACAGAAUGUUAUUGUGUCUGACUUUAUUUAAAAAAAAUAAAAUUUUAUUAAAAUA